ACGUACCUGGUACAUCGGAGUGGUACAUUGGAGGAGGCAAGUGCUAACAAGAAUCGAAUGGAUGCAUCCAUCUGUCCCGAGCUCCUGCCAGGGAACGCGUGGUUGACAGAAGGAGGCGUGGCACGCCCUAAAACGGCAAACCCUUGGCUGAGGCCGCAUUCACUGCCAUCCACUGCCCUGUGCCAUCAUCGCUGCAGCCCCCAGCCCCAAAAUUCUUCAUUUCCAAGCUUCGAUCUUUUCAUCGAACCACAACACGGGCCGUCGCGCUCUCCAGUCUCAUAUCUGUCCAGAUUUCAUGUCUCCAGUCCUUCUCUUACCUUCUCUUCAUUGCCUGCUUACUUUUUCUUGACACUUCGCAUUCUGUAAUCAUCCAUCUCGCAUCCAUUCCAUCCUUUCGUUCAACAUACUGUCCAUCAUCGCGCAACAGUAAUCAUUGCAUCCUUGUUUGACGCGACUGCAUACACAUAAGUCGGUCCAGCUAUGGAUUUCUCCGGAGUCAAGACCGAGCCGGGUCUGCGAGACCGCCUUCAUGACGAUGCGCAGACCACUGAUGCCCGACCAUCCUACAAGUCGUGGAAGAAGAAGUACCGCAAGAUGCGCAUCACCUUCGAUCAGAGAAUGCGCGAGAGCGAGGAUUUGCAUAGCCUUGAACUCAAAGCCAUGCAAACUGCAAAGCGACUUGCCAUCGAGAACGACCGCUUGAUGGACAUGUUAUUAGACAUCAACGAAUCGCCUCAGAUCCCCUUUGAGAGACGCAUAGACCUGAACCUCGAGGACGAGGAGGAUGAUGAAGACGAUGAGACCGAGAGUGACGACUCGGAUACUACCCAGAAGCCCACCAAGUCUCUUAGGAAGCUCAUUCAAGAGGUGCCGCAUCAGAGCUACGAGGAAUAUGUACAGCGAUUUCCUGAGUUACAAGAAGACUUGGAACCCGAAGAUCCUCAGACUUAUCCAACGUCCUUCCUUUCCGCAGAUGACCUUGAUGAGUAUCUAUAUAAGCUCGAUAUGCGGCUCGGAAUCAAAACAAAGCCAUCUCUAGCACCAUCGGCUCUGGGGACCACCACUGUUACGCCACCGCCCGCAAACUUUGCGUUACGUAACCCUACCAGCGUAUACAACUGGCUAAGACGAAACGCACCUAAAACCUUUUUGCAGGAUCUCGAGAAGGAUAAGGAUAAGGACGACCGUGAGAAAGAAGAUGGUCGUAAACGCAAGGGCGGCGCUUCACGUAAGAGGCAAUCUACAGCUGGUCGCAAAGAGAAAGAGAAAGACACCGCCGAACCAAUGGACUGGGAUGAUGAGGCUGGCUAUGAUGCACCUGCUGCUACCACACUCAAAGGAAAGAGAAAGCGGGACGAUGAUGGCGGAUAUCGACCCAAAGGAGGAUCUAGCCGGCCAACUAAGAAACGGAAGAGUAAGGACUUGAGUGAAAAGCCAGCUAAAACUACCAAGGGGAGGAAAUCACUUGGUUGAGCGUCAUUAAUGGGGUGCCGAUGAAUAUGGGUAUAAUAAUUGUAUUUCUAUCAAUCAUUUCGCAUUGGUAAUGGGGAAUAGAGAAUGGGGAAUUGGGGUCAUCUACGAGCCUCAUACUGGCGUUUGGUUUCAAAAUGGGACACAUGUAUACUACGAGUAUCACAGAUGGGUUUCUUCUGGCUUGUUGACUUCGGACAAUAACAAGGUAUUCAUGAAGUCAGGCAGUUCCAUUACAUCCUCGAUGUUUCUGGCGACGAUAGGCAAUCAUUGUCUUAAGAUUGCUAGUAGAGUCUUUGUGGAUUGGACUUCGCAAUAGAUAUGCUGCGACAGUCCAAUACAAUGUGUCGCCCAACGAUGUAUAAGUGAAGUAUCCAAU
Messenger RNA from Xylaria bambusicola, 1849 nucleotides. RefSeq names its product IEC3 subunit of the Ino80 complex, chromatin re-modelling-domain-containing protein. Lineage: Eukaryota; Fungi; Ascomycota; Sordariomycetes; Xylariales; Xylariaceae. Gene Ontology annotation, biological process: chromatin remodeling. The transcript is spliced from 2 exons. The coding region runs from base 481 to 1473 and encodes 330 amino acids. Gene Ontology annotation, cellular component: Ino80 complex; nucleus. The record is from RefSeq and is a predicted model, not a curated record.